Messenger RNA from Cryptococcus deneoformans JEC21, 5278 nucleotides. RefSeq names its product adenylate cyclase, putative. Gene Ontology annotation, biological process: intracellular signal transduction; cyclic nucleotide biosynthetic process. The transcript is spliced from 5 exons. Gene Ontology annotation, molecular function: protein binding. NCBI's taxonomy places the organism in Eukaryota, Fungi, Basidiomycota, Tremellomycetes, Tremellales, Cryptococcaceae. The record is from RefSeq and is a predicted model, not a curated record. The coding region runs from base 1090 to 5124 and encodes 1344 amino acids.
CCUGUAUCUUGCCUUGCCUGGCUUUCCAUUCACUAUCGUAUUUCUCCUUCCGCUUUCCGUCAGCCUGGUCCCAGCUUGAACGGCAGACCUGCGCCAUCAGGAUGCCCAUGUUUCGCAGGUCCGCAUCUUCGCACAGCACCUCGGAUGCUGCUGCUCCACCCACUCUCACAAACGUCACGGAAGGAUCUCCCGUCGCAUCCGGAACUUUAACGCGGCAAAAGAGGUCACGCAGUCAUGGAGGAGGAGGAUCACCGGCAAGCACAUUCUCGUCAAGAUUUGGGAUUCCCAGAUAUUUACCCCACCAACAUCAACAGUCUCAUGAGCAGGAGCAAGGAGAAGCGCCGCGGCCAGACAAGCCGGCAACAAAGGAGAUCCCGGUUUCGUCAGAACCAGAGGUAUAUGGCAGUGAGGCUGGAGAGGAGUCCAAUUUCGGUCAAGAGCCUGCAGAUGAACAGCUCGUACCGGAGACGGGUUCAUGGUCUCCUCAAAGUCGACACUCCUCUCGCAAACUGUCGGUUCAAACCGUAGAGCCGUCUAGUGAUGACGAAGUACGGUCUCCCGAGGAGCGACGAGUAUCCCCUUUGAUCAAACGACUUGGUGAGGAACCUCCAUUCAUGCUCCCCCAUCCUUCACGCGCAGACUCAACAUACCAGGAAUAUCCCGGUGUAGUCAUUGGUUCGUUUGCGGGAGGAGGCCCAGACACGUUGUUUGGCAAUGGGAUGCAGUUAGAAGGGACAAUGGAUGAUAUUCUCGAUCCAAAUGCUGCAAGGCAGGAGGAUAGAGGGAACCAGGCUCCAGCAGGAGCAAAUAUCGCCCCAUGGUUAAUGGAUGAUAGUCCUCCAUCACCGUCCGAGAAUCCGUCCCCAGCAUCGCCGGCGACGCAAGAAAGACCUGUCAAAGGACCUGCGGCAGCUCUCAGAGAGAAGGACCUCAGGAAAGCUUCCACAGUCCUCAACCAUUUCUCCUCCGUGCCUUCACUGCCAAAGAUAAGGCGACACGGUAGGGCAGAGACAACAACUCCCGAUCAGACCCCUCGCGGAUCUACCCAUUCUCAAUCCAAUCUCGCUUCAAGUUCUUCAAGCUUGAAUAAUGAAACCCGCGAAUCUCGUGUGUCGGUUCAUUUACCAAGCACCCAUCCUACCCAUUAUGGAUCCCGAGGAGGAGAGUUCUUACGACUCGUUCGAAUUUAUUGAUAUCGCCAACCGGGACUUACAAACCAUCCCCAUCUUCUUACACCUUCACGCUCACGACAUUAUCAUCCUCAAUAUCUCUAAAAACCCUAUGACAGAUAUUCCACUCGAUUUUAUCCAGGCCUGUACUAGUUUGAAAGAGUUACGCAUGUCCAAUAUGGCCUUAAAGAGGGUACCUAUCAGUAUCCGCGCAAGUACAACUUUGGCAAGACUGGACGUUUCGUGUAAUCGCAUUGCCGACCUUGAGAGUGUGGCCCUUCAUGAGGUUGAGACGCUUGUAUCACUCAAGGUGCAGAACAACAAGCUUACCUCAAUGCCAAGCUACUUUGCGCAGAUGAAGAGUCUCAAGUACCUCAACAUCUCCAAUAACAAGUUUGAAACUUUCCCCUCGGUGGUCUGUGAAAUGUCAAACUUAGUGGAUUUGGAUGUGUCGUUCAACAACAUCGCAGAGCUCCCUGCCAAGAUGUCCGAUCUCAAAUCUCUGGAGAAACUCGGCUUAUACAGUAACGAUAUAUCCAACUUUCCCGAGUCUUUUAGUACUCUUGCAAACCUGCGCAUCCUUGAUGUAAGAAGAAACAAGAUCACCGACCUUAGUGCUGUGUACGCCUUGCCGAACCUUGCAACUCUCCAAGCCGACAACAACAACAUCGUCACUCUCGAUGCUCAGUUGGGUGCCAAUGUUCGGCAAUUUUCCGUCCCUCAUAAUUCGGUUACCCGAUUUACACUUGCCCCUCCUCCAAACAUGGCAGUUGUUACCUACAUGCUCACCAAUCUUGACCUCUCGCAUGGUAAAAUUUCAACAUUAGCAGACGAAGCAUUUAGCGGUCUGACCAAUUUGAUCACCCUCAACCUCAACUUCAACCAGUUCACAAAACUACCUGCAACACUGGAUAGAUUGACGAGCUUGGAGGUCUUUUCGUGCACAGAUAAUAUGCUCAACUUAGUGCCCGCUGGUUUUGGCAAGCUCCGAAGACUGAGGGUGAUCAACUUGCACAACAACAAUCUCAAGAGUCUUCCGGAAGACCUGUGGGCUUGUGGUGCUCUUGAGAUCUUCAAUGCGAGCUCAAACUUGCUGGACUCCUUUGUUCCGCCACCUGCAGAUAUAGAGUCCGUCGUUGGUCGUGUCGGAUCAGGUACUUCACAGACCAGUAAUGGCCGAAAAAAGCACAGCGUGCCGCCGAUCGGAUUGAGCAUUCGCAAGCUCUUCCUCGCUGACAAUAGGCUCAACGACGACAUCUUCCAUUGGAUUUCUCUUAUGCCCAGUUUGCGCAUCAUUAACCUCAGUUUCAAUGACAUCUAUGAGGUUCCGCCUUUCACUUUGUGCAAGUGCGAGAGACUUGAAGCGCUCUAUUUGAGUGGAAAUAAGUUGACGAGUCUGCCAUCUGAGGAUCUGGAAAAGCUGCAGAGCUUAAAGGUAUUGCAUCUCAACGGCAACAAGCUGCAGACACUGCCUAGUGAACUGGGAGCGAUCAAGACAUUGCAGCAUCUGGAUGUUGGAAGCAAUGUGCUAAAGUAUAACAUUGCCAACUGGCCUUAUGACUGGAACUGGAAUUGGAAUACUUCACUGCGUUAUCUUAACUUGUCCGGUAAUAAGCGCCUCGAAAUCAAACCCACUUCGGCGCACGAAAUGAACCAUGCCUCCUCCUUCCGCAAAGAGCUUUCGGAUUUCACCGCCCUCACUCAACUCCGCGUCCUUGGUCUCAUGGACGUCACCCUUCGUAUUCCUUCCCUUCCCGACGAAAGUGACGAAAAGCGUGUACGAACGUCAUUCUCGGAUAUCAACAAUAUGGCGUACGGCAUCUCCGAUAUGUUGGGCUCCAUUGACAAUCUUGCCAUGUUUGACUUGGUAGUCCCACAUUUCAGAGGAAAGGAGAAUGAGUGUUUGUUUGGGAUGUUUGGAAGAGCAACGACUACGCUACAAGGCGGAAAGAUUGCAAAGCACGUCCAAGAAAUCUUUGCAGAGACCUUGACUGCCCAUUUGCACAAACUGGAACCCGGAGAAGAGCCAAGUGAAGCUUUGAGGAGAACCUUUCUGUGGGGUGAUCGUAAGGCCUUUGAGUUCUUCAGCGGCAAGCUUCAGCUUGAAAAGGAGCGCAAACCGUCGUGGACGAGUUUCGCUAGUUUUGACAGCAUGUUCCGCGGCUGGACACCAGGUGUCAACUCGGUCUUGCGCACUGGUGCUUCUGGUGCUGUUGUUUAUCUCGUGGACAAGGUCCUACACGUAGGAAGUAUAGGGGAUACUCUCGUCGUGCUUUCACGCAAGGGCGACGCUGAACUUCUUUCGAAGAGACACGAUCCUACAGACCGUGAAGAAAGUGCGCGAAUUCGAAAGGCAGAGGCAUGGGUGUCGACCAAAGGUUUUGUCAAUGAUGAUAAAGACCUCGACAUUUCGCGAGCUUUCGGGUACUGGCAUGAGUGCCCUGCUGUCAAUGCUGCACCCGAAAUCAGGACCCGUCGGUUGCAGGAAUCCGAUGAGUUUGUAAUUAUUGGUAACCACGCGUUAUGGCAGUUUUGUUCUUAUCAAACAGCUGUUGACAUCGCAAGGACGGAAAGGGACGAUCCAAUGAUAGCGGCGCAAAAGUUGAGAGACUUUGCAAUUUCAUACGGAGCCGAAGGGAACGUGAUGGUCAUGGUGGUGAAUGUGUCUGAUUUGUUCCUUGGCAAAGGUGGUCGAGCGCGUGGGCCGUCGGAGCAGACAGCUGCUGAUGCCAGUACCGAUGUGGAAGGAUAUACUGUUGCAAAGAGACAAGUCAGGAGGAGAUACGAUGAAGUCGGCGAUCGAACACUCAACCGACUCCAGCAAGAAAUUGAACCUCCUGUUGGCCAAGUGGCAAUUGUCUUCACCGACAUUGUGAAUUCUACUCAUCUGUGGGAGACGAACCCCGCCAUGCCGACAGCUAUCAAAAUGCACCACAACCUUAUGCGACGGCAACUCCGAUUGGACGGUGGAUACGAAGUUAAGACAGAAGGAGAUUCGUUCAUGGUGUCUUUCCAAUCUGUUACUGCUGCGCUGUUAUGGUGUUUCAACUGUCAGAUUGGCUUGCUCCAACAAGAAUGGCCGAGAGAGCUUCUCGAGGCGCAUGAUGGGAAGGUGGUGCACGAUUCAAACGGGACGAUUGUUCAACGAGGUUUGCGGGUGCGUAUGGGUGUUCACUGGGGUGCGCCAGAGUGCGAAAAAGAUCCGAUCACGAGGAGGAUGGACUACUACGGUCCUAUGGUAAAUCGUGCUGCUCGUAUCAAUGCGAGUGCAGAUGGAGGCCAGUUGAUGGCGAGCCAAGACGUCCUGAAUGAGAUUGCGCCGCUGAUGGAGUAUCUGAACUCGAGUGAUGAACAAGUGUUGAAUGAUCUGCAGGGUGAUUUGAAGAGGGAAGUUAUGGAGUUGAGGAGGAUUGGUUUAGAGGUUAGGGACAUGGGUGACAGGAAGCUUAAAGGACUUGAAGUGCCGGAAAGGCUUCAUCUGCUUUAUCCCAAGACUCUAGCCGGUCGACUUGAGAUUUCCAACGAAAUCCGAGCCGAAGUCGAAGUCAACGAUGCUCGCAAAUCUGCUGAGCGCCAGCGCAGUGUUGAUAUUGACCAGGUCUGUCAGCUUUCCGAUAUCGCCUUGCGAUUAGAAGCUGUCUGCUCCUACAACCCUACUCCCUCAUCACCUGGUGACACUCCCACGGCAGGUGUCAUGAGAUUACAUCCUCCAGCAAGUUACCUGGGUCCGUCUAUCAGAGAGGAUAUGAAUGAUGAAGAGUUAUGGACGAUCAUUGAAAGCUUAGUGGGGAGGAUUGAAAACGCGAUGUCGACUCUGUAUCUCAAAAACUUUGGAGAAUUUAGUACUGUACUCGCCGCUCUGGAAUCGGCCACGAAAAUUGACCAAAAGCUCAUUGUGCAUGCGUUGGCCUUAAUGAACGAGGCGAUGGGGAACGCUGAAGAGAACGCGAUAUGAUUUUUUUAAGAACUGUUGUUUUGAUUUGGAUUUUGGGUGUUUUGUUACGGGAAUUGCACUGUUUACAACUUGUAUAAUAAAUUAGCAUGAUACGACUAAUGAGAUAUAUGUACCGACAGAUACAUUUCUUGGUGCAUGCAUGGGCUGGUGGCAU